UUGGUGAUUCCCACAUUAAAUAUUUUUUCUGCAUAUCAUGACGUGUCACAUUCAUAGGUAGACAAUAAAAUUGGAAAUUUUCCUUUUUUUUUUUUGUUCUUGUGAAGGAAUCUGGACCGCACGCCUCUCUCUAUAAGAUGCCUGCCCUUUCCCCUCAUUUCAAACAAUUUUACUACAAGUAUCUGAGCUUUCCUUUCUCUUCUGUCUAUCUCUUCCACUCCAGAAAGGCAAGGAGAAAUUAAACGCAGAAGAAAAUUUUAGAAUAACUUUAACAUGAAGAUGAGCACUAGUGCAGCAGCCAUGAGAGAGUCCAAGAAGAAGAUCUCAUGCAGAAGGCUUGGUGGAUACAUCAGGGAGCAGAAGGGGAGGCUAUACAUUAUCAGAAGAUGUGUGGUUAUGCUCCUUUGCUGGCAUGACUAAGAUCAUAUUCCAGCAGAAGCUAAGUAAACAAUUAAGCCAUGGUGAUCAAGGCUGUUGAGUCUUGUUGUAACACUUUUGAUCGUUGCUGCAAACUUGGAAGUGAAGGAUUCAUCAAUUUCAGGCUGUGAAGAUUGCAGCUAAUUUAAGCUCUCUUUUUCUUCUCUGCUUCUCAAAUUGUAAAUAGCAAACGAGAUGACAUCGACAUUUAAGGACUGAGUUACAGUUGCUUUUAGUUUUU
Messenger RNA from Theobroma umbraticum, 658 nucleotides. Its product is annotated as small polypeptide DEVIL 3-like. Lineage: Eukaryota; Viridiplantae; Streptophyta; Magnoliopsida; Malvales; Malvaceae. The record is from RefSeq and is a predicted model, not a curated record. Gene Ontology annotation, biological process: negative regulation of cell population proliferation.